Leptosomus discolor (cuckoo roller) is the source of this 567-nucleotide messenger RNA. The record is from RefSeq and is a predicted model, not a curated record. Lineage: Eukaryota; Metazoa; Chordata; Aves; Leptosomiformes; Leptosomidae.
AUGCUGGCGACGGACAAAUUCCAGCUGGGCUACACCGAGGGGGGGCACUGCCUGGGCGAGCCCAACACCCUGCUCGCCCCCCCCCAGCGCCUCCAGUGGGACAUCCCCCAGGAGNNCCGUGCGCCCUUCGAGGGCUCGUCCCGCCUGGCCAAGGCGCUGGCCGACGACGUGGACUUCUGCUGCUUCCAGUUCUCCGACUUCGGGAAGGGGCUGAUCAAGAAGUGCCGGACCAGCCCCGACGCCUUCAUCCAGCUCUCCCUGCAGCUCGCCCACUUCCGCGACAAGGGCUGCUUCUGCCUCACCUACGAGGCCUCCAUGACGCGGCUCUUCCGCGAGGGCCGGACGGAGACGGUGAGGUCCUGCACCGCCGAGUCCACCGCCUUCGUGCGCAGCAUGGGGGACACGCGGCAGACCCGAGCCGAGCGCCAGCGGCUCUUCAAGCUGGCGGCCGAGAAGCACCAGCACAUGUACCGCCUGGCCAUGACCGGGGCCGGCAUCGACCGGCACCUCUUCUGCCUCUACGUGGUGUCCCGCUACCUGGGGGUGCAGUCCCCCUUCCUGGCCCAG